Nasonia vitripennis (jewel wasp) is the source of this 892-nucleotide messenger RNA. RefSeq lists its product as uncharacterized. NCBI's taxonomy places the organism in Eukaryota, Metazoa, Arthropoda, Insecta, Hymenoptera, Pteromalidae. The record is from RefSeq and is a predicted model, not a curated record. The coding region runs from base 389 to 886 and encodes 165 amino acids. The transcript has 4 exons.
AGUUCAUGUAACGUGAAAAAAUAUAGUACAAUCUUCAAAUAUGUAUACAAAAACCUAUUUUUUAGAUUGUUUCUUUAAUUCUCUAAUACUAAGAAUAAUAUGAUUUACUUUGUUAUUGUUACAAUAAUAGUAAGGAUAUAAAUCUUAAUACCAAACAAUGAAUGUUUUUAUUAAUCAAAUUUAUACCAGAGUUAAAAAAUGAUAAUCCUUCAAGUUUUAAAUAAAUUUCUGUGAGAUACCAAUGUGUUCCUUGUAUGCUCUAUCUUAUAUUUAAAAAAUGGGAAAUGCAACAAUGUGUAAGAAAAUAUUGAAGAACAUCAAAAGGCAAAAACAUGUAUUAGAAAAAAUGUUUUAAGGAUAUUUUGGAUUGUAUUAUACCAGUUCAAUAAUGUCAUUCAUGGAAGAAAAGAAACAGCUAAGCGGGAUAAAAGUCUCGGCUAUUGCUAACAAAUUUCAAUCAAAAUCUAUUACGGACAAUUAUGAUAACAAAUCAGGAUUUGACAUUGAAAUGAAUGAUGCUACCAAGGUAUUGAAAGAAUCAGCGACUCAAGUGACAGUCGUACGUACAGAAAGUCAUGUUGCUAGAUUUAACAAUGCUCGAGCUUUGUUUGAAAAACUUGGCGAAGAAACGAGAUCAAAUCAUUCUUGUAGGAAGAAAACCUAUGUAGUAUUACUCGGACCAAUCGCUUUAGUGAACCAUGACUGUAAUGCUAAUUGUAGUUAUACAUCAAAUGUUGAAGGAAUCAUGUAUCUCAGUUCGAAAAGAAAAAUACAAAAGGCGAAGAAAUCACCUGUGUUUACAGUAAUGAUUAUUUCGAAAGUAAUAAUUUACUUUGUGAAUGUAAGACAUGCAAUGAUGCAAAACAUUUACAUAAAAGACAAUUAAAACCGA